Corythoichthys intestinalis (scribbled pipefish) is the source of this 8138-nucleotide messenger RNA. RefSeq names its product unconventional myosin-Va-like. Bases 371 to 5821 code for a protein of 1816 amino acids. Lineage: Eukaryota; Metazoa; Chordata; Actinopteri; Syngnathiformes; Syngnathidae. The transcript has 40 exons. Gene Ontology annotation, molecular function: actin filament binding; ATP binding; microfilament motor activity. Gene Ontology annotation, cellular component: actin cytoskeleton; myosin complex; vesicle. The record is from RefSeq and is a predicted model, not a curated record. Gene Ontology annotation, biological process: vesicle transport along actin filament; actin filament organization.
CGCAAAACAGUCCAGCGUUUCUUUGAAAGUACUUCAAGAUAGCGUGAAAUUGCUGUAUUUAUGAAGUAUACGGCUAUAAAUGGACACAUUUCAUCUAAUCUACCGUUACCGACACCAAUAGGGGUGUGUUUAGAAUAUAAUGCGGCGCCUUAAAUAUUAUACGAGUUCCCUCACAGCCUAAGCACACAGUUUCCGAUUCCGAACCGGAGUGUAGCCGACUACGGACGCUAUUCCGAAAGCACCUUUUUAAUAUCAUCCGAAACACUACUAUUUAUUUAUAUAAAGGUAUUGGUUUAGGGAAGAAUGCUGACGGCGACUCCACAAGUGGAGCUUUCGGAGGCGAAACGUCGAUAGAUCUGUAUUUAACGCCAUGGCAAGCGUAGAACUUUACACCAAGGAUGCUCGGGUGUGGCUCCCAGAUACUGUGGAAGUGUGGAAGUCAGCAAGGCUCCUCAAAGAUUACGCUCCUGGUGACCAGAUGUUAUUUCUACUGCUGGAUGAUGGCACUCAAGUAGAACACAAAGUAGAUUCCCGAAGAAAUAAUCUGCCACCUCUACGGAACCCCAACAUCUUAGUGGGGGAAAACGACCUCACUGCCCUCAGCUACCUCAAUGAACCGGCAGUCUUACACAACAUCAAAGUGCGCUUCAUCGACUCUAGGCUGAUUUACACGUACUGUGGCAUUGUUCUUGUCGCCGUCAAUCCUUAUGAGAGUUUGCCCAUCUAUGAGGCUGACAUCAUCCAUGCCUACCACGGGCAGAACAUGGCUGACAUGGACCCCCAUAUAUUUGCAGUGGCCGAGGAAGCAUACAAGCAGAUGGCCAGAGAUCAACAGAAUCAGUCCAUAAUCGUGAGUGGUGAGUCAGGAGCUGGUAAAACAGUCUCUGCUAAGUAUGCUAUGCGCUACUUUGCUACAGUCAGCGGGUCCUCUGGUGACGCUGAUAUUGAAGAGAAGGUUCUGGCCUCCAAUCCCAUCAUGGAGGCCCUUGGUAAUGCUAAAACGACUAGGAACGACAACAGCAGUCGCUUCGGGAAGUACAUCGAAAUCGGGUUUGAUAAGAAGCAUCGCAUCAUUGGAGCUUAUAUGCGAACAUACUUGCUGGAAAAGUCAAGAGUUGUUUUUCAGGCCCAUGGAGAAAGGAACUAUCAUAUAUUUUACCAACUGUGCGCCUCAUCUCAUUUACCAGAGUUUAAAACCUUCAAAUUAGGUGAUGCGAAUGAUUUUCACUAUACUAACCAGGGUCGCAAUCCAAUAAUUGAGGGCGUGGAUGAUGCCAAUGAUAUGUGCAACACAAGAAGAGCCUUUUCAUUAUUAGGAAUCUGUGAAAGCCAUCAGAUGGAUAUCUACCAGAUAUUGGCAGCCAUUCUUCAUCUGAGCAAUGUGGAGGUGAAAGAUCAUUCAAGGGAUAGAAGCAGCAUUUCGCAAGAAAAUGCCCACUUGGUGGUGUUCUGCGAGUUGAUGGGGGUGCCCUGUGAAGAAAUGGCCCACUGGCUCUGCCACAGGAAACUCCAGACGACCACAGAAGUAUACGUCAAGGGUGUCUCUAAAAUCGAUGCAGUCAAUGGCCGAGACGCCCUGGCCAAACACAUUUAUGCUCGACUCUUCAGCUGGAUUGUUGGCUGUAUUAACAAUGUGCUCAAAUCGACUGAUAAACGACAUUCAUUCAUUGGUGUUCUGGACAUAUAUGGGUUUGAAACAUUUGAUACAAAUAGCUUUGAACAGUUUUGCAUCAACUAUGCCAAUGAGAAGCUCCAGCAGCAGUUCAAUCUGCAUGUCUUUAAACUGGAGCAGGAAGAGUACAUGAAAGAGCAAAUUCCAUGGACGCUGAUUGACUUCUAUGACAACCAACCAUGUAUCAAUCUCAUUGAGGCCAAGUUGGGCAUUUUGGACCUUCUGGAUGAAGAGUGCAAAAUGCCAAACGGCUCUGACGGCUCAUGGUCUCAGAAAAUGUACAACACACUGUUAAAGCAGAACACUCACUUUGAGAAACCGAGGUUAUCAAAUACAGCCUUCAUAAUCCACCAUUUUGCAGAUAAGGUGGAGUACCAGUGUGGCGGUUUCCUGGACAAAAACAAUGAUACAGUCAAUGAGGAGCAAAUACACGUGUUGCAAAAGAGCAAGUUUGAGUUCUUGCUGAAGCUGUUCAUGGGGAAAGAAAAAGCAACAAGUUCCAGCAAGGGACCCGCUACAAGCGUUAGUGGAAGAUCUGGUCAGUUACAGAGAGGUAAUAAGAAGACCGUGGGACUGCAGUUUCGACAGUCUCUACAUUUGCUGAUGGACACACUUAACUCUACGACUCCCCAUUACGUACGAUGCAUCAAACCGAAUGACCAUAAAGCACCAUUCAGCUUGGACCCUUUAAGGGCAGUGCAGCAACUACGAGCAUGCGGCAUCCUGGAAACCAUCCGAAUAUCAGCUGCCGGAUUUCCAUCCAGAUGGACCUAUCAGGAAUUCUUCUGUCGUUACCGCGUCCUUAUGAAGCAAAAGGAUGUUCUCCAUGAUGGAAAGCAGACUUCUCAAAAUGUCCUAAAAAAGCUCAUCCAGGACCAGAACCUGUAUCAGUUUGGUAAAAACAAGAUCUUCUUUCGAGCUGGCCAGGUGGCCUACUUGGAAAAGCUGCGUUCUGAGCAGUUACGAAGGGCUUGCGUCAGCAUUCAAAAAACCAUCCGUUGUUGGCUGGCACGUAAAAAAUACCUGAGGAUGAAGCAAUCUGCCAUAACCAUUCAAAGACAUGUACGAGGUCACCAGGCACGUUGUUAUGUAGCAUUUUUAAGGAGAACAAAAGCAGCCAUCAUCAUUCAGCGCAGCGUUCGAAUGUGGGCGGCCAGAAGAGCCUACCGAAAGCUGCGCUCAGCAGCUCUUGUCAUUCAGUGCUUCUUCAGGGCGCAUGCAGCUAGAAAGCUGUAUUUUAGGAUGUUGUAUGAGCAGAAGGCUUUGGUCAUCCAAAAGUGGGUGAAAGGCUGGUUGGCAAGGCAGCGCUAUCAACGUUCUCGGGCAGAUAUCGUCCUGCUGCAGAGCUGUGUGCGUCGUGUACUGGCCAAGAAGGAAUUAAAGAAGCUGAAGGUUGAGGCGCGCUCUGUGGAGCAUCUCAAGAAUCUCAAUGUUGGCAUGGAGAACAAGAUUAUGCAAUUGCAAUGCAAGAUAGAUGAGCAACACAAAGACCUCAGAGUGCUCAGCGAGAAACUGACUGUGACUGUCAAGACCCAAGAUAUGGAGAGAGCGCGACACAGCAAAGAGAUUGAAAGUCUUCAGAAAUUAGAGCAAAAGGCCAGAAGCAAGGCAGAAAAUAUCCCCUCCUUGAUGGAGCAGCUUUCCUUCCUUCAGCAAGAGCUGGAGAACACGCGUAAUGAAAAGGAAAUCCUGGAAGAUCAGAGCAACGUCUACAAGGAGCAGACACAACAGGUGGUACAGGAAUUAAAUAUGAAGAACAGCUUGCUGAACGAUGAUAAAGAAAACCUUAAUAAACUCAUUCUGGAACAAAAACAACAGUUAACAGAGAUUAAAGCCAAGGUGGAAAACACUGAAAAACUACAGGAAGAGUUAGUUGAAGAGCGUUCCCGCUAUGAAAAACUGAUGUGUGAAUACCUACAACUACAGGAGCUUCAUAAAGACCUAAAGGACGAACUGCAGCUCAGGCUGAGUCCGGGCAAGUCAUUUCACGAGAGAUCGGAAUCCAACAACUCGCCUGAAUGUAGUCCAACAAUUUGCUCAACUAAUGGACAGAACAGCUCUGGGGACAAUGCGGAUAAGACCCCCUCCACUGUAGAUCUGCCGCUCAUCCUCAAGUUCCAGAGAAGAGUGAGAGAACUAGAGAGGGACAAACAGUCAUUGCAGCAGCAGUUAGAUGAGAAGAUGGCAGAAGGGGAAGAAACCAAAGACAUAGAGGAGAUAACGGUCGGCAGAGCAGAACUAGAUUUGGAGACGCUUAAGCGUCAAGAGCUGGAGUCUGAGAAUAAGAAGUUGAAGCAGGAUUUAAGUGAGCUACGUAAAUCUCUAACUUGCGAGAACAGUGAGCUGAUACCCCCUGCUGUGGGCUCCACUACUUACAACGUCCUGCUGGAACAACUCACCUCUUCAAAUGAAGAGCUGGAGAUGCGUAAAGAGGAAGUGCUUCUUCUCCAGUCACACUUGGUCCGCCAAGAGGCUAUGAAAUACAAGGACUCUGCGCUCGCAGAGGGUGUAAAUUUAGACCUUAGUGACAUUCCCUCGUUUCAAGAUAUUGACAGGUCAACUGAUAUCCACACAUUAAAUGAGGAUGGAGAGCUUUGGUUAGCUUACGAGGGCUUGAAGGAGACCAACAGGCUUCUGGAGUGCCAGAUGCAGGAGCUGGAAAGGAAGCACAGCGAAAAGUACGAAAAACUCUUAGCGGAGGUGAACAACCUGAAGAAAGAAAAAGAACAGCAACAGAAGUUGUUGGCACAGACCUUGCUCCUGCCUGAACACGCUCGCAUUGAAGCGAGCAUGGAGCUCGAAAUCACACGGCUCACCCACGAAAAUCUGGAGUUUUUGGAACAACAGGACAAACAAGACAAGACUAUUACCAAUUUGAAAAAAGAGCUUCAACUGUAUAUGAAAAGAGUAGAAGAGUUGGAAGCUCAACAAAGAAAAACCUCCAUUGGGACAAACUCUCCUGCAAAAGCAGUAAGUAUACCUCGCAAGGAGAGGGAGUACCAGGGAAUGUUGGAGUACAAAGAGGGUGAAGAAAGCCGCCUCGUUAAAAGUCUGGUUUUAGACCUGAAGGCCGGCAGUGUGGCUGUCAGUUUUCUUCCUGGCCUUCCCGCUUACAUCAUAUUCAUGUGCCUGCGAUAUGCUGACAGGGUUAACGACGACCAGAGAGCCAGCACACUGCUCAAUACCGUCCUCUGCAGUGUUAAAGGAGUUAUCAAGAAGCGCGGAAAGAAUUUUGAUGUGUCAUCUUUCUGGUUAUCCAACACGUGCCGACUCCUGCACUGUCUGAAGCAGUAUAGCGGAGAUGAAACGUACAAGUCUCACAACACGGCGAAGCAGAACGAGCAUUGCCUGACCAACUUUGAACUGACAGAGUACCAGAAUGUUUUUGCCGACCUCGCCAUCCAAAUUUACCGCCAGCUCAUAAAAAGCAUGGAGGGCACACUGCAGCCUCUCAUAGUGUCGAGCAUGUUGGAGCACGAGGACAUCCAGGGGGUUUUAGGCUCCAAACCAAGUGGUCUGAGGAAAAGGAGCUCGAGUUCACCAGAGGAAGACGCGGUUACGGUGGAUGUCUUACUGCAGCAGCUGGGCCUCUGGUACACCACCAUGGUUAAGCACGGGAUGGACUCUAGCCUCAUUAAACAAGUUGUCCGGCAGCAGUUCUACAUCAUAUGUGCUGUCACCAUCAACCACCUGUUGCUCAGGAAGGACAUGUGCUCGUGGAGCAAAGGGCUCCAGAUCAGGUACAAUGUGUGGCAGUUGGAGGAGUGGCUGGCAGAGAGGGAGCUGAGCGACUGCGGCGCCAAAGAAAUGUUGGAACCUCUUGUCCAGGCCGCGCAGCUUCUACAAAUCAAGAAGAAGACCGAGGCGGACGCUCAGGCUAUUUGCGACAUGUGCACGGGCCUCACCACUUCACAGAUUGUUAAAGUGUUGACCCUCUACACUCCAGUGAUUGAGUUUGAAGAGCGCGUGACAACCGGCUUCAUCACCACCAUUAGAAACAUCUUAAAAGACAGAGAAGAGUUAUCAACACUGAUGAUGGACGCCAAGAAAGUCUUUCUUGUAACACUUUCCUUCUCGCCUUCCUCUGUGGCGCUGGAGGACAUUCAGAUCCCUGCCAGCCUAAAUUUGGACUUUCUCCACCGCAUCUAGAACCAGCAUUUGCUCCUCUUACAGUAUUUUGAUGUUAAAGGGAAAGACCAGGUGUAGUAUAAACUACAUUCAUAUCAAGGACAGUUGCUUAAAGCAUUUGAGCCCAAUCGAUCGCAGCGCUGGUAUGGGUGGCUAGCGGCAUCAAAAUAAUAAUAAUUUUGGACCCCAAGUUAAGGUAGAUCGCGGGAGGUUGUCUCCUUAUAAAGGAGAUCUUGGAGCAAAAAACAAUGAGAACCCCCUGUAUUAGAGUAUGCAAAUUGCAAAUUUCUUAGACCUCGUAUAAUGGAGAGAAUAAUCUUUAAACAAAAAAAUGACAAUUUAUGGGGACAACCAUUUGUCAUGUCAGUUAUACCCACCCAAAUACAUACUAAUAGACUCGAGCAGAGGUGCAUGCGAUAAUGGGUAUUAAUCACAUAACGAGAAAGUGUUAGUAAUUUGGAAAUCCAAUUGAAACCUCAAAAGACCAGACUGACUUGCCAUGUAUAUCUGCAGUAUACAGUGGUAUCUGAACCUUUUGGAAUUUGUCAGAUUUCUCCAUAAAAUCACCAUCAGAUGUGAUCUGAGCUUUGUCAAAAUCACACAUAUGAAAAAACAGUGUCUGCUUUAACUAAAACCACCCAAACAUUUAUAGGUUUUCAUAUUUUAAUGAGGAUAGUAUGCAGACAUGGCGGCACGAUGGCUGAUUGAUUAGCACGUCUGCCUCACAGUUCUGAGAUCAAGGGUUUAAUCCCGGGCUUCGGCCUUCCUGUGUGGAGUUUGCAUGUUCUCCCCGUGCCUGUGUGGGUUUCCUCCGGGAACUCCGGUUUCCUCCCACAUCCCAAAAACAUACAUGGUAGGCUGAUUGAACACAUACAUGGUAGGCUGAUUGAAAACACUAAGUUGUCCGUAGGUAUGAGUGUGUGUGUGAAUGGUUGUAUGUCUCCUUGUACCCUGCGAUUGGCUGGCAACCAGUUCAGGUUGUCCCCUGUCUACUGCCCGUGGUUGGCUGGGAUGGGCUCCAGCACCUCCGCAACCCUCGUGUGGAAAAGCGGCAUGGAAAAUGAAUGAAUGAGUAUGCAAACAUGACAAAAGGGGGGGAAAUAAGUACGUGAACCAUCACAUAUUUAAUAUUUUGUGGCCCCCUAUUUGUCAGCAAUAACUUAAACCAGACGCUUUCCGUAGUUGCAGAGCAGUAUGGCACAUCGAUCAGGGCUAAUCUUGGCCCAUUCCUCUCUACAAAACUUUGUAGUAGUUCAGUCAAAUUCCUUGGAUGUCUGGCAUGAAUCGCUGUCUUCAGGUCAUGCCACGGCAUCUCAAUGGGGUUUGAGUCUGGACUUUGACUUGGCUACACCACAAUGUGUAUUUUGUUCUUCUGAAACCAUUCUGAAGUUGUUACUUCUUUGUUUUCGAUCAUUGUCUUGUUGCAGCAUCCACACUCUUUUUAGCUUCAACUGUCUGACAGACGGUCUCAGGUUUUCCUGCAAAACAUCCUGAUAAACUUUUGAAUUUGUUUUUCCAUUAAUAACCUACCUCACCAAACUCAUCACAUCACAUACUUCAGCCAGAACCCGGUCAAGCCAACAGCACCGUCUACUCCCGCCCAGGACUCGGCUCAAGACUAUGGGCGACAGGGCCUUUACAGCUGCUGCUCCCCGUCUCUGGAACGCCCUCCCAGACCACCUCAGAGCCCCGCAGAUGGUGGAUGCAUUUAAAAAAAGGACUAAAAACUCACCUUUUUAAAAAAGCUUAUUCUAGCUAAUUUUAUUUGACUGUUUUACUUUUAUCUGAUUGGUAUCUGAUUUUAUCUGUGCUUGUGUCUGUUUUGCUUUUACUCUUUUAUUCAUAGUCUUCUUCAUUUUAUUUAUUAUUUUCUUUUUUGCCAAUGUGCACUUUGAGAUUUGUUUUUCAAAUGUAAAGUGCGUUAUAAAUAAAAUGCAUUAUUAUUAUUAAUUGCAAGUUGUCCAGGCCCUGAGGUAGCAAAACGGCCCCAAAUCAUGAUGCUUCCUCCACUAUGCUCCACGGUGGGGAUGAGGUGUUGAUGUUGGUAAGCUGUUCCAUUUUUCCUCCACACAUGACGUUGUUUGUUACUCCCAAACAAUUCGACUUUGGUUUCAUCAAUCCACAAAAUAUUUUGCCAAAACUUCUGUGGAGUGUCCAAGUGCCUUUUUACGAUCAUUAAGCAGGCAACAAUAUAUGUAUAUUUUUCUUAGACAGCUGUGGCUUCCUCUGUGGAGUUCUCCCAUGAACACCAUUCUUGGCCACAGUUUUACAAAGAGUUGAUGUGUACACAGAGAUAUUGGACUGUGCUGAUUUCUGGAAGUCUUUAGCAGACACAUUA